GGAGACCGCGCGAGAGCGAGGCAGCUGGUAGAGCUCUCUCGCAGCGAGCGUUUCCGCUCACCUAAAAUAAAGAGCUGACGAGCCGAGGACGAGGAACAACAGCGAAGAAACACUGACAGAGCCAGGCGGCGAAGACGUUAUACAUACAUAUAUAUAUAUAUAUAUUGUAUUUUCCUGCCACAUUCUUGUUUUGGCUGUCUCCCCUUUUUACACAACCGUUAAUGCCUCGAAUGUGAACGAGAGAGAGGAGAGAGGCUCGCCGCUGGUAACCUUUACGUUGGGCUUAGCAGCAGCACUCUGAUCCCAACAUGGACAAAUGAGAAAGCGUCUAUGGAUCAAAUGGCUGGCACGAGUCCCCUGCAUGUGUUUUUGACCGGCUGCCCUUUGGCUCAAUGCGGUAACCGAACUGUCCUGCCAAAGCAGACUUACGUCACUCUCUCCCACUGGCCUGCACCACAUGCAGGUUAAGCCGUAGAGGACUCUCGCUGGUCGCCAGAGGAAAAGAUGUGCGAUGGAAUGGUAGCGUUUCAGACGAGAGCCCCGUCCUCCUCCUCUUCUUCUUCUCCCUCCUCCACCUCCUCCUCCUCUCUAGCCCACAGGCUGGCUGCCUCCACGUUUCUCCUCCUCUUCACCCUGCUCCCUCAUGGUCACGCAUCAGGUUGUGUGCGGCCGCCCGGCGUGCAGCACGGAGACCUGCUGAACCAGACCGAAGCUAACCGAGGAUCUUUUCCUCCGGGCACCCUGCUGACCUAUGGCUGUGAGCCCGGCUACACAGCAGAUGGACCCACCACCAUCAUUUGUAUGAGUUCUGGAGCCUGGUCCCAUCAACCACCACGCUGCAUCAGAAACAAUGUGUGUUCGCCCCCCACUGAACCAGAGAACGGAGGCUACCGCUGUCACCCAUCUCCCUGCCACCGCCUCACCCAGAGGACCGUCAUUGAGUACUUCUGCGACGAGGGCUAUGCUCUGAAGGGAGACUACAAGUUCCUCACCUGCCAGAAUGGCGAGUGGGACGGCCCCAUGCAGAUCAGCUGCCGACUAACACAAGACAAAGAGCCAAGUUCUCCGCUGGGUAUACCGGCUCUUUCUAUUGUGGCAUCCACAGCUAGUUCUGUGGCACUCAUCCUGCUUUUAGUGGUGUUGUUUGUUCUUGUACAGCCAAAACUCAAGUCCUUCCAUCACAGCAGGAGGGAGCAGGGAGUCUCAGGCCAGGCCAGUUCCAUCAUGGUGGAGGGUGUCCAGGUGACACUUCCCUCCUAUGAGGAGGCUGUAUAUGGAAGUGGCGGACCCUGCGGUGCUUCCGGUCCUCCUCCUUCUCCGCCUCCUCCACCAGCUCCGGAGUCACGAGUCCCCAUUGUGCUCUCUGAGGGGCUUCCUCAGGGGGCCACAGGAGGCCAAGGCCCCAGCAGAACCCGCCACCACAGAGACUUAGACUUCUGUCUCCCAUCCACCUCCUCCUCAUCAUCCUUCUCCUCCCGCCGUCACGCAGAGACGGUGCUGGUUCAUCAGGCCCCCUCCUCCUCCUCCUCCUCCUCCUCUUCUUCAUCAUCAUGGGCUAGAGAGCACCCUGGGGGUGCAUGCGCAGGCCCCCUACCUCUCCGUAGAGACUCUGAGAGCAGCGACCAGAACAGUCUGCUCUCUGUCACCUCUACGGAUGAAUUUUCUGAUGAUAUUCCCCUGUUGAAGGAAGCUUGAAGCCUGCCAGCCCGCUAUCAGCAUCAGCAGGAGAGCCCCUCUUUCUCUAUCUCUCACUGCUGACCAGGACUGACUGUGGCUGUCAACCUACUUCCCCCAACCCCCCCACCAACCCACCCACCCUUAGCAGCCAGCAGAGAAAAAGACUGGAACUAUGCCCCAUUCCCCCAUUGCAACCUCUUCUUCUACCAUUGCUACCCAUGCAGAGCAAAGCCAACAGCCAAUACUCACUGCACCACCAGCAGUGAUGGAGCACCACUGGACCCAGCUACUGGAUCAAACUAAAGACAAGUCAGACAAACAGAGUGGUGCCAGCUCAACAUAAAUCCUGUAGAUCCUAUGUAUAUGAGUAAAUCAUGCAUACUGAGUCAAGGUUGUGUACUAUAGGCUAUGUAUCACCAUACACUUGCCUCCUCCCAGGUGUAGUUCUCUAUCUUAACAUUGCUCGCAAUCGAGACACGUCGACUCUGUCUAGGAUUGCUGCAGAUAAAAAAAAAGAAAAGAAAAGAAAAUAACUUGUGAUGUUUGCCCCUGACGCUGCGGCGCUCAGAAUCAGAAUCGUCUUCCCGCUGUACUUGAAAAAGUUGUGAGUGACGGGCUGGGUUUUCGCGGCCCUCUUUGUGAAUGCUGCAUGUUGUUUUUAGUUAUUGCUGUCACAGCACAGUGGCCCACUCUGAAUGAAGCAUGAAGCCUCCUCUCUCUGUCUUUCUCUCUCUCUCUCUCUCUCUCUCUCUCCAGCUGUCUAGCUAUCUGUGUAUCCGGUCGGCGUCCAGCAUAUGGAUUAGUGGGAUUGCGAACCACUUCACGAGAGCUAAAAGCAGGGUGCAGCAUUUUACGAAGCACCAUAUCACAACUAUUUAAAAAAACUGCUCCUUUCUUUUCUGUUGCCAGCUGCACCCAGUAUCUGGAAGGUGCUGCUUCUGUCGCAUGAGUGGGAUUGAUUGGUGUCUUGGUUUCAGGACUGUGCUGCACAUCUUAGUUGUAUAAGAGGGAGACAUGAUGUCACAUUUUGUCUGUAAGCUUAGGAGAGGGGUUGUCUUUGAACAUGGUGACUGGGCACAUGACUUAACUUUAAGGUUGUUUGUGUUUAAUUCUCUUCCCACUGUAUUUAUUGUUUGGCGUGUGUGUGUGUGUGUGUGUGUGUGGCUCAUGAGUUGUUGAAUCUGAGUGCAUGUGUGUGUGUCAGCUAGGCAGGAGAGGACAUGUCCUCAUAUGGAUAGGCUUUCGAUACAGCCAUUUCCUGAUUCGCCUCUCUUCAGAUUAGAGGCUAGCUUCACAAUGUCCCUGUCUUUCACCAUAGGAAAAAAUCCCUCCCAGCGUUGAAUAAGUCACAUGAACAGACCAGCGUCACUUCAGGCAACGAGUCCACUACACAAUGUGUGUAUUAUUCAUGCACUCUCAAGCUAGAAUAUUUAUCAUUUUCCACUGAAUGGCUGGAAAACACAAGUCUCCUUAAGAGGAACUGGCUCUCGCCCGCCUCUACACCGAACUGAAGACUCUCUCCACUCUUGUGCAUUAUCGACACAACUGCAACUGGUUGCAGUGGAAUAAUAAUAAUAAUAAAAGUAUUUUGUUCUAUAGCACCCCACCCCCGCCAAAUACACUCACUCACCCUCCCUUUCUAAUGCCAAGCGCAAAUUUAAGAGAGAAUCAUGUUAUUUUGUUAGAAGUCAUCCAUCCUGUUUUCAUUGCCACUUGAAAAGCUUUUGGCGGUUGAGCUGGUCACCGUGGAAACAGCAUGACUCAGAUGGAUUCUGAGAAUUACUUUUUGAGCUUAGAAAAAAAAAAAAAAAAAACAAGACAAAACACAAAGACCUGUCUGAAUUUCUAUUCUCAGUUUUAUUUGGCAUUUGUGGCUGUCUGUCAUUGUCAACGGCUACAUUAUUAAUGCAAACAGAAUGUUGCCUUAGACUUGUACAUUUUCUUUCUUUUUUUUUUGAUGUAUAAUCUUAAGCCUCCGCGUUGGUUGCUUUACAGUAUUGCAACAUGUUCUGUUUUCCUAAUGGCCUUACUCUGUUCUUUUCUAUUCUAUGCAUAAAACUGUCUUUGUGUAUUUAUCAAUGAGUUUACUUUUGUUGUGUUUUGGGCACGACUGAACGAAUGUCCAUCCUUCUCUGUCCUCCCCUUUGCUUUUUCAGCUACUGUGAUGAUGAUGAUGAUGAUGAUGAUGAUGAUGAUGAUGAUGAUGAACCUAUAAGCACCUAUAUUUCACUAUUCCUUUGCUUCUCUUUUGCUAUAAGGCAUUAAAAUAUUAUGGGAUUGAAAAGAAAAAAAACUGAAAUUAACUUUGCGUUCAGAAGCACUGUUGUACGGUGUCGCUUCCCAUGAAAAAUAACAGGUUUAAAAAAGAAGUACACAUCCUGAUUCUUAGUUUCGAUGCUUUCAGCUUUGGUUUUUCCUCUGUACAUGGCAGUGGGUGUGAAGAUAGUAAUUUAAUAUUUGUAUAAAGUUUAAUUUAAUUUUACAGUGUGUAUAUAACUUUCUAAUUAAAGCUUUCUUUUGAAUGUGGAA
This is a messenger RNA of Lates calcarifer (barramundi perch), 4206 nucleotides long. It is a transcript of the gene susd6, whose product is annotated as sushi domain containing 6. NCBI's taxonomy places the organism in Eukaryota, Metazoa, Chordata, Actinopteri, Centropomidae. The record is from RefSeq and is a predicted model, not a curated record. Bases 505 to 1695 code for a protein of 396 amino acids. The transcript is spliced from 8 exons.